UGAACUUGUACAGUGUACACUUUUCUUCUUCAGGACAAGCCAUGCUUCAGCAUCUUGGAGAAGCCGUCUCGAACACGCUGUAUUACACUCAGAAAUGAUGGAGAUCAGUGAGGCGUCUUUACUGGAUUACAUCUACUCCUCAGGAGGAAAAGUCAAAAACUCAGAUUUGUCCAAAACAUAUAAGCCUUUUAUAAACCAUAGCGAUUUACAACUACGUGCCAAAUACAGAGAAGAGUUCAAAGUCAUCAUUGAUAGAAUCGCUGUGGUGAAAUCAGACAAUGGAGAGAAAUAUCUGGUCCUCAAGAAGAAGUAUAGACAACUGAUGCAAGAGCGAGAGUGUGGUGCUGGAAGAGAAGAUGCGAGAAAAGAUGAAGAAAAGAAAGAGCUCCGGAUCUCAAACCCAGUGCAGAACUCGGUUCCCACACAGAAUCCAGCGGCGGCACUGGUGUCCUGGUGCACGGGACCCGUAAUAACAGUCACGGAACCUACAGAACCCACCCAUACAGAAGAUACGGACAGCUCCCCCUCACUGCCAGCAGCUCUGGAGAGACCAGAGACUCUGGCGGAGGAACUCUCAGCGUCAGAUAGAGAUGAUGACCUAGACAGGGACUCGGGGUCAAAGAGUGAAUCCGAGCAGGAUGAGGAAUGUGGAGGCAGUUUGGGACCCAUCGCUGUGGCUCUGGAUCCUAUCGAAAAGGAAUGGAUUUUCUCAGCAGCGAGUGGCAGACUAUCUCACCUCACACAACUCCUGAAACAAGAUUCUUCUCUCGCCAAUAAAAAGGAUUUUACCUCAUUUACUGCCCUGCACUGGGCUGCAAAACACGGUAAAGCAGACAUGACCACGGUACUGGCGGAAUCAGGGGCCGACAUAAACACAAAAGCGGGUUAUACACCUUUACAUAUAGCUGCUCUACAUGGCCAUCGACAUAUAGUUGACCUUCUUGUCAGGACGUAUGGAGCAAAGGAGAACCUGCGGGACUACAGCGGUCACUUACCAAAUCAUUACCUCAAAUCACAGCAGACCCAAACAAAAGGCAAUGAACUAUCCGAGGUCAGCGAGUACCACAGUCCAGCUCAGGCCUCCGAGCGCAGGAACAGGAAGAUCACGUCCUUAUUCCAGUCCAUGAAGAAGUGGGGUUCUGCGGAAGAGCUCGCUGCCAUACCAGAGGAGAGGACCGUCGCUCAUCAGCUCAUGCUCCCUGCGUUUAGGCCGAGGAAGUUCUCACGGUAGAAACAUCUGCAGAUCUGACACAUUGAUCAUUUCUAAAAUCACUUGUUUUGAGUCUGUUUUUUCUCUUGGUGUAAAUAGUGUGAUGAAACUGCAUUCCAUGUAACAUUUCAUUCACUUUAAUUAUGUUUUUAUGAUUCGUUUUUGGUAGUAUUUUAUUCAGUAACGUAAAGGUGCAUGUCAUAAGUGUAACAGCUGUAUAUUUAUCUCUUAUAUUUUAUCCUAAAGAUGACAAAUGUUUACAUUUUUCACUAAAUGAUUAAAUGUAAAAACAGUGUAUUUUAAAACAACGCACAUUCCGUUUUUAUCAGCUUUAUUUGCCUCAUUUUAAUCUUUCAAAACAGCAACUAACCAAGUAAAUCCAAAUUUAGUCUAAAGGGUUUUAGAAAAAAUGUCUUAAACAUCUUAUAUAGUUAAUUUUUUAAAAACCUUCCGAAGAAGCUGGCAUGGCCUUCAGAAACGAAAACUAAAAUGUGAAAACAGUUUAAACCAAAUACAGGGUAUUUAACAAGCUUUACAUUCACUCAGAGAAUAAAACUGUCAAAGAGAAAAGAAAAAGUUUAAUCCUGAGGAAUCAAGUCGCAUCCAAUUUUUUUUUUUUAAAUAUGGAAAUGCAUUACAUUAUGGAAGUUAAACAAAUGAAUGUAUUUAAUUUUGCUUUAAAUGCAUUUUAGCCUUUUUUAUAUACGGACACGUCUUGAAUUUUAAAGGAUGAUAAACGGAAGUAAAUCUGCUCGUUGCCUUAUGAAGAAGUAUCGACUUCUGUUAAGUGUCUUAACCUAAUGCUUAUUUUCGCAAUGUAAUUAAUGUUUCCUGAUAUGAAAAGAAAAAAUAAAUAGUAUUGGAGAUAAUUUGUGCUCUUUAUU
Triplophysa rosa is the source of this 2094-nucleotide messenger RNA. Its product is annotated as ankyrin repeat domain-containing protein SOWAHB. The record is from RefSeq and is a predicted model, not a curated record. NCBI's taxonomy places the organism in Eukaryota, Metazoa, Chordata, Actinopteri, Cypriniformes, Nemacheilidae. Gene Ontology annotation, molecular function: protein binding. Bases 95 to 1231 code for a protein of 378 amino acids. The transcript has 12 exons.